Rhodotorula toruloides NP11 is the source of this 1815-nucleotide messenger RNA. RefSeq names its product WD repeat domain 8. Gene Ontology annotation, biological process: protein localization to mitotic spindle pole body; microtubule anchoring at mitotic spindle pole body; mitotic sister chromatid segregation. The record is from RefSeq and is a predicted model, not a curated record. Gene Ontology annotation, cellular component: microtubule organizing center; MWP complex; mitotic spindle. The coding region runs from base 1 to 1815 and encodes 604 amino acids. The transcript is spliced from 9 exons. Gene Ontology annotation, molecular function: protein binding. Lineage: Eukaryota; Fungi; Basidiomycota; Microbotryomycetes; Sporidiobolales; Sporidiobolaceae.
AUGACCUCGUGGGAACUGUCACCGCUCUACCGGCACUCGCACACCCUCGUCCUCGCCAACUCGCCCAACCUCGUCUCGCUCCACCGCGACCGCCUCGUCCUCCGCUCCCUCGCCGACCUCUCCCCAAUCCGCUCAUGGACCCUCCCCUCCCUCCCUCACCCUCUCACAACCUUCGCGGCAUCCCCCUCUGAUCCAAACUACGUCCUCGUCUACUCGGCGAAACAGCGCGCGGCGUGGGUUGUCGAUCCUGCAAAGGAGGGAGAGGUGGCGAGGAUCGAGGUGGGCAAUGAGGGGUGCGUCGCGAUGGCUUGGGCACGGACGGGCGACGGGGCGAAUCCGACCGUGAUGGCUUGGGCGGCUCACCAUCUACACCUCUCCCUCUUCCCCCUUCCCUCCCCCUCCAGCCCCUCCCCUUCACCCGCCCUGCAGCCCUUCCGCAUCCUCUCGCCCAAACACUCUCCCUCCCCUUCCUCCUCCGAGGAACAGGGAACAGGCUACUCUUUCCGACCCGACGGGAAAUUCUUAGCCGUCCUUGAGCGUCACCAGGCGCGUGACGUGAUUGGUGUUUAUUCGACUGGCUCGGCUUCAGCAGCGGGAGAAUGGGCGUUGGUCAAGAGCAUCACACUCCCCGACCCGACCUCCGACCUCGCAGACCUCUCCUGGUCCCCCUGCGGUCGGUACAUAGCCGCCUGGUCGUCCAUCACCGACUACACAGUGCAUGUCUUCACGCCGACUGGGACGCUCCUUUCAACCUAUACGCCUUACGCCUCUCUCUCCCCUCCCGCUUCGUCUUCCACUUCUACCAGCUCCACAUCCUCCCGCAAACCUUCCUCCGCCUCAACAUCCACUCCGACUGCGAUCACAGGAAACAAAGACUGCACCCUCACCCGCCUCGACCGCUCGACCCAUUCCUACGUCGGUCUCGGGAUCCGAACGGUCCAGUGGGGUCGAGACGGCGAAUGGCUCUCGAUAGGCGGGUGGGACGGCAAGGUCAGGGUGUUGAGUAGGAAGGGGUGGGGUGCGGUUGCUGAGGUUGGGGUGCCUACACGGUUGACGGGGGGAGUCGGGACGCAGAACGUAUGGCGCGAACCACCCAAUUGGGUCUCCAACACCCGCGGACACGGGAUCCUCUCUUACGACCCCGUCCCCCUCCCUCACUCACUCACCCCCCUCCCACUCGACUUGACCCGCCCGAACCCGCGAAUGGGCGUAGAGAGGAUCGUUUGGAGCGAGAGUGGGCGGUGGGCUGCGGUCCUGAACGCGGCGUUCCCGAACGUGAUUGCGAUAUUCGACUUUUCGACCCUCGUCGCCCUCGCUUCCAACGCCCACGAGGGGGAAACCCCACCUCGUCCCUCCCUCCACACGCUCCUCCUCCUCUGCCCUUCCUCUCCCUCUCCCUCUCCCCCGACUCCCGCCCUCGCAUGGCAACCCUCCCGCGCUUUCUCAGACGGAGAAGCAGAAGUCCUUUGCUGGGUCGGCGGUGAGAAAGGGUUUGGGAUGUGGCGUGCCCCGACGUCGCGGAAGGAGAAGGGGCUGGCCGAGUGUGUUGGGAUCCCUGCGCGAGGGGACUUCUCUGCGCAUUCGCUCGCUUUCGCACCAGACGGCGAAGCCCUCGUCCUUUCUUCCUCUCCUUCCACCUCCACCUCCUCCACCGCUUCGGCAGAAGGGACGUUCUGUGUCGCUUAUCCGGUGUACGAGGGUGACGAAGUGCACGUGCCCAGCGGCGGAAGAGCGGCGGCGGACGAGUCUCUCGGAGGUGCGGGUGGGCGGACCUGGACAGAGGACGAAGCAGAGGAGGGCGAGUCGGAUCUCUGA